GAAAGCUUUUUCAUUUUAGUUAUGCAGCGCAAAAGGAAAAUAGGCUAAUUGGCUUUUCUCAACUCGCCAACUUAAUUUUAAGUAAACUGUAGUGUUCAAUAGCUGCGUUUGAAGGAAAGGGUCGUUUUACAGGCUAUAUUGCAUAUAUAUCAAUAUGACGUCUCCUCUCUUUGUGAUAUUUUUGGCAGUCGUUCCACCUCGGGUUAUAUUUGCAAUGGACUACUCCGCAUCGCCUGCAUUCCGAUCCGUACGCUCUGUAUGCAGAUCUAUUCCUAAUACACUGAGUCUAUGUCAUGGUGUUGGGUACACAGAAAUGCGUCUUCCGAACCUUCUGGGUCACGAUACAAUGAAAGAAGUGCAGCACCAGUCAAGUUCUUGGGUACCACUACUGUCCAAGCAAUGUCACCGUGACACGAAGAAAUUUCUGUGUUCCCUGUUCACUCCGGUAUGCUUACCUGACCUCUCAGAACCCAUUCGGCCAUGCAGAAGCCUCUGCGAAGAUGUACGCGACGGCUGUCUACCAGUGAUGAGCGCUUUCGGGUUUCCAUGGCCAGAUAUGUUCAACUGCAGCCAAUUUCCAAGCGACCCAGACCUUUGCAUCCCCUCGACCGGAGCGACCAACGCAGAAGAGAAUGGAAGAUACGGCAAUAAAAGUAACAUUGAAGGAACGGUCGUCUGUGAUGCUUGCGGCCUUGCAAGCGAAGGGGAAAAGGAGAUCCGUCUCAACUACUGUAAGAGUAAUUUCGCCGUGAAAUUUAGAGUAGGUGAAAGCUCAGUGGAGGGGAGAGACCGCAGAAUAAUAGCACAAGUACGGACCCAUAUGAUGCUGAAAGGCAGAGAGCGCUCGGAGGCGGCGGCUAUGGUCAAGAGCGCCCUCUGGCUGCCAGAUGGUGGAAGCUGUAUCUGCGAAGAGCUGGACGACCAACCCACCGUCUCCUUUGUCGCCCUGGGAAACUUCGAGGGCAGAAGGCUGGUGCUCUCGCGCUUGAUGAAAUGGACGAGAGCAGAGAGGGAGCUGAAGAAAUUAAUCAGGAGUCUGCAGAGAAUCAAGUGCUAAAGCUAUAUUUGUUUUAGGCGUUUAGAAAGCGCUAAUGUUUACUGGAGGGGCCAUGGGUUAAAAUACAUUGAGUGGUACCACAUUUGUGUAGCUAUUUCCGACAGUGAUGUUGUCCACUUCUGUACGUCGCUCUGGAGCAUCUAUUCAAUGAUUGAAAUGUAAUGUUUUGUAUGAGUGUACAGGAAUUGCAUUGCGGAGUUAUGGCAAAAUAAAAUCAGACCAUA
Conger conger (European conger) is the source of this 1281-nucleotide messenger RNA. Its product is annotated as secreted frizzled-related protein 2-like. Gene Ontology annotation, biological process: canonical Wnt signaling pathway; non-canonical Wnt signaling pathway; negative regulation of canonical Wnt signaling pathway. Bases 155 to 1057 code for a protein of 300 amino acids. The transcript has 3 exons. The record is from RefSeq and is a predicted model, not a curated record. Gene Ontology annotation, molecular function: Wnt-protein binding. NCBI's taxonomy places the organism in Eukaryota, Metazoa, Chordata, Actinopteri, Anguilliformes, Congridae.